AUGAAAUUCUCUGCAUCACCCGUUGUGCUUGUUGCUGUUCAGUGCAAGAUUGCUUCUGACCUCCCCAAGCUUGUCGAGGAUUUAAAACGUUUGGCUAAGUCCGAUCCUAUGGUUGUCUGUUCAAUUGCAGAGUCCGGCAAGCAUGUUAUCGCUGGUGCUGGAGAACUUCACCUUGAGAUCUGCUUGAAGGACUUGCAGGAGGAUUUCAUGGGUGGUGCUGAAAUUGUUAAAUCCGAUCCAGUUGUGUCAUUCCGUGAGACAGUUCUUGAGGUACCCCUCUUUACAACAUCAAGGCAUACCUUCCUGUCGUUGAGUCAUUUGGGUUCUCGAGUACCUUCAGAGCUGCUACCUCGGAUUCGGCUUUCCCUCAAUGCGUGUUAG
This is a messenger RNA of Fraxinus pennsylvanica, 381 nucleotides long. The record is from the annotation of a GenBank genome assembly. Lineage: Eukaryota; Viridiplantae; Streptophyta; Magnoliopsida; Lamiales; Oleaceae.